This is a messenger RNA of Cornus florida, 2329 nucleotides long. RefSeq names its product pentatricopeptide repeat-containing protein At3g29290. The transcript is spliced from 2 exons. The record is from RefSeq and is a predicted model, not a curated record. Gene Ontology annotation, molecular function: protein binding. The coding region runs from base 337 to 2268 and encodes 643 amino acids. Lineage: Eukaryota; Viridiplantae; Streptophyta; Magnoliopsida; Cornales; Cornaceae.
CUCUCUCUCUCUCUCUCUCUCUCUCUCUCUCGUUUUCUCUAUCUUGUUUCAGGAAGUUUUCUUUCCCACCAUAGCUUACGUGGGUUUGCCUUAAAUUCCUAUUUUUUAAGAAUUCACAGCCAUUUUCAGGUAAACAUAUGCUCUUAUGGAACUCUUUUUCUUAAAGUACAAUCAAUAUUUUCUGGUUUUCAAGCCUCAAGUUCAUGAAUUGUUGUGAAUAAUUUGAGAACUAUACUUCUAGUGUUUGAAAAAUUAAAGCUUAUAGCUCCAAACAAAUAGCCUUAGUUGAACAGUAAAAUCUCCAUUUUGUUUGUUUGUUCUUUUUGGGUUCGAAAUAUGGUAGAUGUAUUGAGUAAUUCACUUACAGUUGGUCCUAAAUCAUAUGGGUAUAACUGCCAAAAUCGCUCAAAUGGCCCCAGGAGUCAUGAAUAUAGAACCCAUUAUCACUAUGUUCUUUGUUGCAAUUAUAUUAGUUCAGACAUAAAAACAAACAGAAGGUGUGCUAGAAUUUAUGGCCUAAACAUGGUCUCCAUGUCUGAGGAGACACAAACUUGGAUUGGAGUUGCACAACCAAGGAUACAAAGAAUGGAUUCUGUAUUUGGAUCCACUAGGCAUGAGGUUUCUAGUGUUGAAUUUGGGUCGGUUUGUGAAGAAGUGAACGCCUUGUUUCAAGAAGAGGAAGGAGAAUUUACGGCUAAUGGUUUGGAAAAUAAAUUGCCUGCUUGGGGGAAUGUGGCAAUUCAACCGGACUCGGGGUCUAAAAAUGGUGGUAUUGAUCAGCCUUCAGUGGUUGAAUUCACUGCUAUAGGGUUGGAAAAGAAAUUGCCUGUUUGGGGGAAUGUUGAAAUGCAACCAGACUCGGGGUCUAAAACUGGUGGUAUUGAUCAGCCUUCAGUGGUUUCAAAGGGGAUGGUCACUGUGAAUGAAAAUAGGGUACAUUUUCUAGAGGAAAGGAAUGAAGAGAUAUUAUCAAAACGGAUUUUGGGUCUCAGUAGGACAAAUAAGGUUAGAAGUGCACUGGAAUUGUUUAGGUCCAUGGAAUAUUCAGGUCUUCGGCCUAAUUUACAUGCCUUUAAUUCUCUCCUCUCUUGCCUCCUGAGAAAUGAAAUGCUUGAUGAUGCUUUAAGGAUCUUUGAGUUUAUGAAGGCUGGUGGAUAUGCUACUGGCCAUACAUAUAGCCUGGUACUUAAAGCAAUUGCAGAUUCUCAGGGUUAUGAUGCAGCUAUACACAUGUUUGAGGAAUUGGAAGGAAAAAGUAAGGAUUUUGAUGCAGUUGUUUACAACACAAUUAUAUCGGUUUGUGGCAAAAUGAACAACUGGGUUCAGACUCGGAGAAUUUGGGAAAGUAUGAAAGAGAAUGACCAUGUUGGAACAACUGUCACUUAUCGCCUGUUGGUUUGCAUAUUUGUUCGUUGUGGUCAGAACGAACUAGCUCUUGAUGCAUAUAAUGAGAUGCUUCGAAAUGGAUUGAAACCAGGUAAUGAUGAAAUGCAAGCUAUUAUUGGAGCAUGUGCGAAGGAGGGGAAGUGUGAUCUGGGGCUAAGUGUCUUCCAGGAGAUGCGUGACAGUGGACUGAAGCCGAAUCUGAUUGCAUGCAAUGCAUUGAUUAACUCACUUGGGAAAGCCGGGAAAGUCAAGCUAGCAUUUAAGGUUUACGGCCACAUGAAAUCUUUGGGUCAUGCACCUGAUGCGUACACAUGGAAUGCGUUGCUUGGUGCCUUACACAGAACAAAUCGACAUACUGAUGCUCUUCGGCUCUUUGAGAGCAUCAGAAAAGAACAGAGCUCUCAAUUAAAUAUACAUUUGUACAAUACCAUUUUAAUGUCUUGCCAGAGGCUUGGUUUAUGGGAUAGAGCUCUGCAGCUGCUGUGGCAGAUGGAAGCUUCUGAACUGCCUGUGUCAACUGCAUCAUAUAAUCUAGUUAUCGGAGCUUGUGAGGUGGCUAGGAAGCCAAAAGUUGCAUUGCAAGUUUAUGAGCACAUGGUUCACCGAAACUGCGCUCCGGACACAUUCACUCUGUUGUCACUGAUAAGAGGUUGCAUUUGGGGUUCUCUUUGGGAUGAAGUGGAGGAAAUGCUGAAUUGGGUCGCUCCAGAUUCAUCUCUUUAUAAUACUGCCAUCCAAGGAAUGUGUUUGAGAGGCAAGAUCGAUUCAGCAAAGAAGCUGUACACGGAAAUGCCGAAGAAGGGGCUAAAACCAGAUGGUAAAACACGGGCGUUUAUGCUUCAAAGCUUGUCGGGAAAUUCAGUCAGACAAAGAAAAAGGUAGUUUUCUCAACUACGAUAAGAAGUACUAAUUUGUUUUCACUCCCUUUUUUUUUUUUUUUUUU